Trematosphaeria pertusa is the source of this 1161-nucleotide messenger RNA. RefSeq names its product Nucleotidylyl transferase. Gene Ontology annotation, molecular function: pantoate-beta-alanine ligase activity. Bases 1 to 1161 code for a protein of 386 amino acids. Lineage: Eukaryota; Fungi; Ascomycota; Dothideomycetes; Pleosporales; Trematosphaeriaceae. The record is from RefSeq and is a predicted model, not a curated record. The transcript is spliced from 2 exons. Gene Ontology annotation, biological process: pantothenate biosynthetic process.
AUGGCGCACCUUCGCUGCACAGCAGUACCUAGAGUCCGCAGCUAUCUGUCUGCGAGCUUCCUACGUACAUCCACUCCACCUGCCACAAACAAUGGCGUCCGCUACCUCUCCACCACCGCAGCCCUCCGUAGCUCGAAAUCCUUCGCGCCGCACACCCAGAUAUUUCACGAAGUAGCUCCUCUGCGGAAGUUUAGAAGAGAUCUCCUCUUCAACUAUCGCACGGUCGGCCUCGUGCCCACAAUGGGAGCUCUGCACGAGGGUCAUCUUUCUCUCAUUCGACAAGCAGCGGCCGAGAACGCCGACGUCUUCGUUUCCAUAUAUGUCAAUCCCACACAGUUCGGCCUGAAUGAGGAUCUGGCUUCAUACCCUAAGACUUGGGAGACAGACCUACGAAUGCUAAACGCUCUGGACAGAGAGCUAGCGAGCGUAGGGUCUGGAAGGGUAUCCGCCGUGUUUGCGCCGAGCACCAAGACGAUGUACCCAACACUACCACCGAAUAGCAGCAUACCCGGGGUAGGAUCCUUCAUUGAGAUGCGGCCGCUGGGUCAACUUCUAGAGGGAGCUUCGCGACCCGUCUUCUUCCGCGGUGUUGCAACCGUAUGCAUGAAGCUCUUUAACAUCUGCGCACCGGAGCGCGUCUACUUCGGUCAGAAAGAUAUCCAGCAGACAGUCGUCAUCAAGCGCUUAGUCAAGGAUUUCCACCUAGAUACCGAGGUCAGGAUCGGGCCUACAGCGCGAGAGCCAGAUGGACUGGCACUGUCCUCGCGGAACGUCUAUCUGGGCACUCGCCGCCGUAACGUUGGCAUCGUGCUUAAUCAGGCAUUGCGAAAAGCGGAGGCACAAUACAAAGCCGGCAACAGGAAGAGGGGUGACAUUCUUUGGCCUGCAAACGAUCACGCCGACAAAGUCGAGCUCGAGCAGGACGCUCUUGGGCCGAGCAAGCGAGCUCGAUUUGAGGUUGAUUACAUCAGUCUGGCAGAUCCAGAGACGAUGGAGGAGCUGGAAGAAGUUGACGAUUCCCGCGGCGCUAUCCUGAGCGGAGCGGUCAAAAUGCUACCUAUUGAGGAGCCCAGGGCAGGGGAAGAGCUGGGCGUGGGUGAUGGGAAGAUUCCUGUCAGGCUGAUUGACAAUAUUGUGCUGGAUCCUGUUAUUCUGGGAUAA